AUCGUGGGUGAGGAGAAGCCCGUAACCGGAAGCUGUCGGCUUCCCGACGACUUGCACGAAGAGAUCCUGUCCUACCUCCCCGCGAAGACAUUCUUCAGACUCCAACCUGUCUGUAAGUCCUUCCACGAGCUCUCGGAAAAGUCUGAUUUCCUCCAUUCACAAUCAGAUCUCUGCAAAGCCGUCUCCGGAUUCUUCGUCAAGAUCCGCAAUGCCUUCAAUUCCUUUCUCCUCGUUGACCCCUACGCCGGCGUGCCAAGAACCUUUGGCAAAUUCUUGAGCAAGAACAACGGCUUCAUCCUUGGGUCAGCUGACGGCCUUGUCUUCGUCAUGCACGACAACCGCCGGGCGGCCACCCGUAGCUUAUAUGUCUACAACCCGGCUCGUAGGACUCGGUGUCAUCUACGCGCACCUUCGGACUUGUGUCCGGGGGGUGGCAUCGCGGUGAACUUCAUGAACGAUGGGGACAUGACGAAAGACUACAAGCUGGUGUACCUCUCAUCAACCUGGGUGUGGUACUCGUUGCGCCGCUGCCAGGUCUACGACUCGGUGGCCAAGAAGUGGACGAUGGACAAGCGUCUCGACUUUGGAGGGGGCGCAAUAGAUUUGGAUCACCCGGUGGUCCACGACGAGACCAUAUUCUGGGUGUCGGCGCGGGAAACGUGCAGGAUGAUUAAUGCGUACGUCGUCGCCUUCGACCUGAGGACUGAGUGCACGCAGAUCAUCCGACCGCCGGAAAGAAUGAACAUCGAUCCCUCCGACACCAUUGGGAUCGGCAAGUGGGAGGGAAAGUCGGUUUGCCUGAUUCAUUACCGUCUGUCUUCUCGGGUGUUCGCUCUAGAGCUGCUGGAGAAGAGUAACAACGGUGGGAUACGCUGGGUGACGGCGCAUGAGAUAAGCUCGGACCGGAUGGGGUUCAAGAAACCACUCAACGUGCUGUCCACCAUGCUGUGUGAGGUGGCGACGACUACGCUACUUGUUUUCGCCACACAUGAAGAUGCAUACACCUACAGUAUAAGGGAUGGAGAACUCAAGAAGCUGGCAUUGCAGGAAUGCCAUUUACCAUCGUUGAUCCCUUACUCUAAUACGCUUCGGCCAUGCGAUUCUCAUUUUCUCCUUUCACAGUCGUACCACAACAAUGUCAUCUCCGGCUUCUUUCCUCACGACCGCGACUUUUCUGGACCCUUCUUCCUCGUUGACCCCUACGCCGGUGUGCCCAGAAGCCGCCUCGAAUUCUUGUUCCGCAAAGGCAAAAUCGUUGGGUCAGCUGGUGGCCUCGUCUUUGUGUUGCAUAGGAAAGAUGGUGCGUUAUGCGUCUACAACCCGGCCCGUGGUACUCGGUGCCAGCUACCCUCCCCGCCGAGCAAGUAUUGUACAUGGGGUGGCAUCGCGGUGAGAUUCAUGAACGAUGGAGAUGGGGUGACGAAAAGCUACAGGUUGGUCUACCUUUCACGGCACCCAACGUACCACAACAAUGUCAUCUCCGGCUUCUUUCCCCACAUCCGCAACAUUCCUGGGCCCUUCUUCCUCAUUGACCCCUACGCCGGUGUGCCCAGAAGCAGCCUCGAAUUCUUGUCCUACAGGAAAGUCGUAAUCCUUGGGUCAGCGGGUGGCCUCGUCUUUGUCUUGCAUAACAAAGAUGAUGCCUUAUGCGUCUACAACCCGGCCCGUGGGACUCGGUGCCAGCUGCCCUCCCCGCCGAGCAAGUAUUGGACAUGGGGCGGCAUCGGCAUCGCGGUGAGAUUCAUGAACGAUGGAGAUGGGGUGACGAAAAGCUACAAGUUGGUCUACCUUUCACGGACCCCAGAAGGGAGCUCGUUGCACCGCUGUCAGGUCUAUGACUCGUCUGCGAGGGUGUGGACGAUGGACAAGGAACUCGACUUCGGUCGGAUGGAACUACAUUUGGAGCACCCGGUGGUCUGCGACGACGUCGUAUUCUGGGCAUCGUCACAUUCGAAAUCGUACGAGAGGAUCGACCACUAUGUCGUCGCCUUUGAUGGUAUGGGCGAGGGUCGGUCGUCGUCCUCUCCUGUCGUGGUCAAGUGCACGGGGUCGGAAGUCGUUGCCUGA
Molecule: messenger RNA, 2067 nt
Organism: Musa acuminata AAA Group (dessert banana)
Lineage: Eukaryota; Viridiplantae; Streptophyta; Magnoliopsida; Zingiberales; Musaceae
Exons: 4
Molecular function (GO): protein binding
Source: RefSeq, a predicted model, not a curated record